AUGGAGUCACGGGUGACGAUACGUACGAGAUUGGGUUCUUCUGAGAAGGAGACAAUUUUACCUUUUGAAGAGGGGUACUAUGGAGGUACUGAAUCUGAGAAGGAGACAACAACUUGGAACUCAGGUUGUGCUGAUACAGAUGAAGAAAUGAGUGACGCAGAGGAAGCAGAACUUAAUCAAUGCAAUGAUUACAAUGCAGUACAUGAAUAUGUUGCUAGUUUCAGUGAUGACAUUGCAAGUGAAGAGUUUGUCCGAAUAGUUGAUGAUUACAAUGUCGGGGGUGGCUUUUGUGUCAACGGUGACAUAACUGAGAUUGAUGAUGAUUUCAGUGAAAAAAAUCAGCAAGAGUUUGAACAAUUUGCAGAACAAGAAGAAGGUAAUCAUUAUUCAGAUGCAGAUUACAAUUUGCAAAGUGAUCAAGAUGUACCAUCAUGUGAUCUUGGUGAUUGUGGAUGUGUAACAAUUGAACUAGCUCAGGAGAUUUGUCCUAAAUAUCUAGAAGUCGAGACCAUCGGCUACAAGAAACGUCAAAGAGCUAGAAAAGGUGCUGUUAGAAGUAAUUGCCGCAAUCCAAGAGACAUGGGUGCUAUAGAAAUAGCUUUGAGGACAUCAGGAAAUCGAAAAAAUCAGCCCAUAUUUGAACCAGUUCGAGGUAUGGUUUUUGAUUAACGUGAGGAAGCAAGGGAAUUCUAUAACAUGUACUCCUGGGAGAUUGGGUUUGGCAUAAUAUACAAUCGAAGGCGUAUGAAUGAUGACAAGUCAUAUAGAUCAAUGCAGGAAAUAUGUUGCCACCAAGGGGGGUCUGACAGCCGUGUCCAGGCAGGGACAAAGAAAGUUAGAUGCAAAGCAAGAAUCAAGCUACUUCGUACUGAUGAUGAUGGAUGGUAUAUCAGUGAAUUUGUGAAGGAGCAUAAUCAUGAGCUUGCUGAAAGCUAUGCUGAAAAGAGGGAGUGUCCGUCACACAAGCAGCUAGAUCAGAACACACUUGAUAUGAUCAGGUAUCUACGUGAAAAUGAUGUCAGCCAAACCAAAGUGCGUUGCAUAAUUAGUAGGAUGUUCGGAAGUCUUGGGGAUGCUCCUUGCACCAAGAGAUCCGUACGUACAAUAUGUAACCAGCUUAAAAGGGAGCAGAUGGAUAAUGAUGUGAUCAAGAAAAUAGAGAUUUUCAAGGAAAUGAAAGAAAAAGACCCAGGAUUCCAGUGGAGUGUUGAGCUGGGUGAGAAUAGUACAAUCAAAACACUAAUGUGGUGCAGUGGGAAAAGCCGUGCACAAUAUUCUUGUUUUGGUGAUGUAAUCACCUUUGACACGACAUAUUGUACAAACUUCUACAACAUGCCAUUUGGGCUUUUUGUUGGUGUUAACAACCACUUCCAAAGUAUAAUAUAUGCUGGAGUGUUGAU
This is a messenger RNA of Panicum virgatum (switchgrass), 1400 nucleotides long. RefSeq lists its product as uncharacterized. NCBI's taxonomy places the organism in Eukaryota, Viridiplantae, Streptophyta, Magnoliopsida, Poales, Poaceae. Bases 1 to 669 code for a protein of 222 amino acids. The transcript has 3 exons. The record is from RefSeq and is a predicted model, not a curated record.